ACGGCCGGCGGCGGCGGCGCCGGCGACUUCCCGGCUCCCGCACGCGCCCGUCGCACGCACGCGCACUGCGCCCAGCAUGAGGGUCGCCGCUCUGAUCAGUGGUGGGAAGGAUAGCUGUUAUAAUAUGAUGCAGUGCACUGCUGCUGGGCAUCAGAUCGUUGCUUUAGCAAAUCUAAGACCAGCUGAAAACCAAGUGGGGUCAGAUGAACUGGAUAGCUACAUGUAUCAGACAGUGGGUCAUCACGCCAUUGAUUUGUAUGCAGAAGCAAUGGCUCUUCCCCUUUAUCGCCGUACCAUAAGAGGAAGGAGCGUGGAUACAGGACGAGUAUACACCGAAUGUGAAGGUGAUGAGGUUGAAGAUCUCUAUGAACUCUUGAAACUUGUUAAGGUAUGCACAAGAACCAAUUACAGAAACGGAAUAAUGUG
This is a messenger RNA of Hyaena hyaena (striped hyena), 426 nucleotides long. RefSeq names its product diphthine--ammonia ligase-like. The transcript is spliced from 3 exons. The annotation marks the transcript as partial. The record is from RefSeq and is a predicted model, not a curated record. Gene Ontology annotation, molecular function: diphthine-ammonia ligase activity. Gene Ontology annotation, biological process: protein histidyl modification to diphthamide. Lineage: Eukaryota; Metazoa; Chordata; Mammalia; Carnivora; Hyaenidae.